Molecule: messenger RNA, 1386 nt
Organism: Gigantopelta aegis
Lineage: Eukaryota; Metazoa; Mollusca; Gastropoda; Neomphalida; Peltospiridae
Product: biogenesis of lysosome-related organelles complex 1 subunit 4-like
Exons: 5
Coding region: 16-846 (276 amino acids)
Cellular component (GO): BLOC-1 complex
Source: RefSeq, a predicted model, not a curated record
GUAGCGAUCACGAGAAUGGAGUUGAAAAGUGAGAAAGUUUCUGUUAAGUCUGAUCAAUCUUUAACGGCAGAUUGGGUGAUAGUGAAUGACGCACAGCUCAUAGAGGAUCUCGCGUCGGACUACAACCAGUAUCUAAACUUUGAUCUUUCAAAAGAUGAAGUCAAGUUCUUUGAGAGUGUUGAAGACAUGCUUACCAAGUUGGAUGAAUUCUGUGCAUUAACGGACAUGAUUCGGAGUGAUAUUUCACUUUGUUUGACAAAAACCCUUCCAGGAAUUGAGGCGAAGUGUCGUGACAUGGAAGCAGUAUUUGACAAGAUAGACAAGCUGGAGGCAUUUAUCAGCAUUGUGCGACAGAACAUAUCCCAGAUGGAAGAGCAAGUGAGCCGCGUGGAGGAGGAACACAGUUCGUUUGGGGGCAUUAUGAAGAAACUCACCAGUAUCGUUAGUCCUAAAAGAAAACACGAAACACAGAGUAAAUCUCAACAAGCACCAGGAUUCCAGCCUCUUGCUAUCUUUAAUACCAAUGACUACUUCAGCCAGGUUCCCACAACAAGUGCCACUGGUGUGAAACAGACAGUCGCCCAUACAGACAACAGUCGCCAGAACAUAACACACAAACCUGUGCAUCCAGCUGUUGAAAGUUCCAGAGAUAUGCAUAUAGCUGUUGAAAGUUCCAGAGAUGUACAUCCAGCUGUUGAAAGUUCCAAAGAUGUGCAUCCAUCUGUUGAAAGUCCCACAGAUGUGCAGCCAUCUGUUGAAAGUCCCACAGAUGUGCAGCCAUUUGUUGAAAGUCCUACAGAUGUUGGUCAUCAAAAUGUUGACAAUACUGAAGCAGCUGCUGAGUAACCUGUGCACGUCAGAGCUGUUGUAACUGUCAGGAGAUGCUGUUCAUCAUCAAAUACACUGACCCUACUUGUUAUGUGUAAAAUAUGUUCACCUAUUCAGGGAACAUUGUAUUCAGUAUCACAUGGUCUUUGAUAUACCCAUUCAGGGAACAUUGUAUUCAGUAUCGCUUGGCCUUUGAUAUACCCAUUCAGGGAACAUUGUAUUCAGUAUCACAUGGUCUUUGAUAUACCCAUUCAGGGAACAUUGUAUUCAGUAUCACAUGGCCUUUGAUAUACCCAUUCAGGGAACAUUGUAUUCAGUAUCGCUUGGCCUUUGAUAUACCCAUUAUAGGACACUGGCUGGGGCAGAAAACAACACCAACAGUGGGUCCAGCAAGAAGAUUCGAUCCUAUUACCCAGGCAUCCCAGGAUUAAGUUAGAGCACAUUGAUUAAUUUAAGUAUCACCUAUUGGAUGUCUUGACAUUUAGUAAUUCUGACUCAUAGUCAUUAGAGAAAACCCACUACAUUCUUCCAUUAGCAGCAAGAAAUCUUUUGUGUGCA